AUGCAAAUAUUUUCGUCUGAGCGGGAUACCUACCGUUCUGACGCGAAGUAUGAGGAGGAGGAGGCUCUGCCCCUUGAGGGGCUUGAGAAGACCUGUGUGCUACAACAGUGUCGCGUGUUCAACGAGGUGCGUCUUGACAUUUCCACCUGUCUGCAUUCCAUGACGCAGUGCUUGUAUCUUUUGUACACCGGCACAACACUCACGGAGGCGGAGGCGACGGAUCUUUUCUUCAUGUCCACAAAACUCCUGCAGUCCACUCACCCGAAACUUCGCCGACUUCACUACGUGUUAAUGAAGGAGCUAAGCCCGCUCGUGGAGCAGCGUUUCAUCGCAUCGAAUUCACUCAUGAUUGACAUCAAGAGCAACAGCGACGCUAGCAAGUCCAACGGCAUUCGUACGCUCUUCAAGGUGAUGAACAGCUCCCUCUACGCGUCUAUGGACCGCACCAUUGUGGAGGCCCUGACGUCGCAGAGCAGUGGCGUUGUCUGCGCCGCCAUUGUGACGGGGCUGCACAUCGCCCAAGUGAAUCCAGACAUUACAAGAAAGUGGGGCACGCAACUCACCGAGGUGAUUUGCAGCUGUGGAAAGGCGCAGUACGCCGCCAUUGCGCUGCUGCACAAGAUGCGGAAGAAUGAUCGGCUUUCUGUCAUGCGCCUCAUUGAUCAGGCCAAGAGUGGCGUGAUUCGUUCACCAAUGGCUUUGUGCCUGCUUAUUAAGAUCUGUACGGAGUUAAUGCGGGAGGACUUUGAGGGGUCGCUUGACAUCUACAAGUUUGUGACGCUGAUGAUGCAGAACACCAACGACCUGGUGGUGUUUGAGUCGGUGAAGUCGAUCUGUUCGCUGCGCCACAUCACGGCGAAGGAGGUCUCACCAGCGGUGAUAAUGGUGCACCUGUACCUCAGCGCCCAGAGCGCUGUGUUGAGGUUUGCUGCGAUUCGGGUGUUGAAUGAGGUGGCCACACAGCACCCGGCAGCAGUGGAACCCAUCAACUCGGAGAUCGAGAACCUCGUGACGGACCCCAACCGCAUCAUCGCCACCCUCGCCAUCACGACGCUGCUAAAGACGGGAACAGAGCUCACCAUUGAGCGGCUUAUCACGCAGCUCUCGGCGGCGGGCUAUCUGCGGGAGCUGGGCGACGAGUUCAAGAAGGUCAUCAUCGACACCAUGCGGGUGCUGAGCGUCAAGUUUCCCGCGAAGUACAACGCGUUCCUCGGGUUUCUUUCCAAAUUUCUCACCGAGGAGGGCGGCAGCGAACUGAAGGAGAACGUGGUGGACGUCACGAUUGAGAUUGCCAAGUUGAACCCGGGCUCAAAGGAGUCGGUUCUGAGGCACCUUGCGGAGUUUAUUGAUGACUGCAACUACCCGAAGAUUGUGCGCCGGGUGCUGAUGUACCUCGGCGAGGAGGUGCCGCUGACGGAGAACCCAAGGACGUUUGUGCGCUACAUCUACAAUCAUGCGACGCUGGAGGGUCCUGAGAUUCGCGCUGUGGCCGUCAGCACACUGGCCAAGCUGGCGGCCAGUGUUCCCUCCCUGCGUCGCUCCAUUGUCAUUCUGCUGAAACGUAUCUGCAACGACGUAGACGAUGAGGUACGGGACCGGGCCGUGCUCUACACACGACUCUUUCUGAAUAAAGAUGAGAACAUUAUUCGUUUGAUGGUGCAUGAUGUUGCCAACGCUGUGGCCAUAGGACGCCAGACACGCAUCACAGCACGGUCCGCCGUACUGAAUACCGCAGCGGAGGACCUUAGCCGACAGAAGACUAUCGCCCAGGCGGCUGAAAACGGCGUGGAGGAACCCACGCUGCUUAGCCACGUUGUGCUGCAGGGUCGAGAGAAGAUGCAGAAAGUCAAACAGCUUAUGGAGCUUGGCGAGCCGUGUGUCUCCAGCGAGCAGGUGCCCUUGACAGACCCUGACAGUGAGUAUCUGGUGACAGUGAUGAAGCACACGUACGCCUCACAAAUAGUUCUGCAGUUUACGGUGAAGAACACGAUGGAGAAUAUUGCGUUUAACAACCUCGUCAUCGACGUGAACACGGACGAGGUGGAGGUGGAGCCGCAGUACGUCAUCCCCAUCGCGACUGUGGUGCCUGGUGCCACGGAGCACGGCUACGUGUUGUUGCGCUACGAGGAGGAACACUACCCGAGUGGGACGCUGGAGUGCCGCCUCAGGUUUGCCAUGCAGGAGGAGGGCGGAAGUGUUGAGGAGGAGGAGGAGUACCCGCUGGAAAGCUUUGACAUCAACGUUAGCGACUUCAUCUCCCCUGUGAACCUUGGCGGCGCCUUCGAGACGCAGUGGGAGAAGCUGCAAGAUGAGGAGACGACAGGGACAUACUCGCUGAGUUCAAUGCGCAACCUGACAGUGGCUGCGCGGGAGCUGGUGGAGUUUUUCGGGAUGUAUGUUGAGGGCGGCAAGCCGGAUAAAAUCACGACGUCGUCUCACACGCUGCACAUGUCUGGCACCAUGGCAAACCGUGCCCGCUCCCUGGUGCUCAUCGCCGCAAGAGUGUUCAUCGCAAAGGAUAAGGGCGUGACGCUACAGUUAACGCUGCGGGGGGCAACGUCGGAGCUGCGCGACUAUCUUUCCGCCGCGCUGCUCGCGUAG
Trypanosoma rangeli is the source of this 2601-nucleotide messenger RNA. Its product is annotated as putative coatomer gamma subunit. The coding region runs from base 1 to 2601 and encodes 866 amino acids. Gene Ontology annotation, molecular function: structural molecule activity. The transcript has a single exon. The record is from RefSeq and is a predicted model, not a curated record. Gene Ontology annotation, cellular component: COPI vesicle coat; endoplasmic reticulum; Golgi membrane. Gene Ontology annotation, biological process: intra-Golgi vesicle-mediated transport; endoplasmic reticulum to Golgi vesicle-mediated transport; intracellular protein transport. Lineage: Eukaryota; Euglenozoa; Kinetoplastea; Trypanosomatida; Trypanosomatidae.